AUGUCUACAAAACAUGGGGAAGCUUCCCAAACAGGGGCAGCCAAAGUGGAGGUGGGCUCGGAGGUCAUGGCUGUGAGAAGUAACAGAGUGGUGCUGGAUAAUACCAUCUGCCCAGCUGAAAUCAUCAUCUGCAAUGGCAAGAUAGCUGACAUUCUGCCCAAGAGAAGCUGGGCUUGUGCCAGCGGAGAGAAGGUGCUGGAUGUUGGCGAGCUGGUGGUGAUGCCUGGGAUCAUAGACCCUCAUGUCCACACGUGUGAGCCAGGGCACACAGACUGGGAGGGUUACUCUUCUGCAACCAAGGCUGCUGCUGCAGGAGGCGUCACAACCCUGGUGGCUAUGCCGCAGAGCUGUCUUCCCCCAACCACAACUCUGGCAAACUUUGAGGACAAGCUGCAGUCUGCCGAAGGGCAGUGCUAUGUGGAUGUAGCCUUCUGGGGCGGAGUCAUCCCUGGAAACCAGGAUGAGCUCCUGUCCAUGCUGCAGGCUGGAGUCCCGGGCUUUAAGUGCUCCCUGAUUGCAAGUGGAGUGGAGGAAUUCCCCCAUGUCAGCCUCCAAGAUCUGCACAUGGCAAUGAAUGAGCUGCAAGGCACAGACUGUGUCCUCUUGUUCCACGCAGAGCAAGAGCUGGGCCAGUGGAAGCCGGCACUAGAGGCUGCUCUCUUCCUCAGACUGCCUUGCUGGGUCUCCUGUGGCUUGGCUUUCUGGCCAAGUCACACGCUGGUUCAGUCCCCUUCCAGGGUGCCCUGCCACAUCCUUCAUCUCUCCUCUGCUCAAGCCCUGCCCAUCAUCAGAGAGGCUCGCCAGAAAGGGGCACCACUCACUGUAGAGACUGCCCCCCACUACCUCACCCUGACGUCUGAACGCAUUCCACCUGGGGGCACCUACUACAAGUGCUGUCCUCCUAUCAGGACCAAAACCAAUCAGGAGCAACUGUGGAGUGCUCUGCAAGAGGGGCUGAUGGAUAUGGUGGUGUCAGCCCAUAACCCCGGCUCGCCAGAUCUCAAAAUCUUGGAUGAUGGAGACUUUUUCAAGGCACAGGGAGGCAUUGCCUCACUGCAGUUUGGGCUUCCUCUGUUCUGGACCUCAGCAAAAUCCAAGGGAUUCUCCCUUCAUGACGUGGUGCAACUGAUGUGCAAAAAUCCCGCCAGCCUGAGCCGACUGGAUGACCGCAGGGGGGCGCUGUGCAAAGGGAUGGAUGCUGACUUGGUGAUCUGGGAUCCAGACAAGGAGUUUGAGGUGAAGAAAAACAUGAUUCAACAUAAAAACCAGCUGACCCCAUACCUUGGCUUCCAGCUUCGUGGAGAGGUUUUUGCCACUCUCGUGCAUGGCAGGUUGGUUUAUCUGAAAGGAAAGUUUUCACCCAAGCCGGAAGGAGCCCUGCUUGUAACUCAGAGAAAGAUGUCCACAACAGUCUCCUCCUCACCCUACUACUGA
This is a messenger RNA of Chelonoidis abingdonii (Abingdon island giant tortoise), 1434 nucleotides long. NCBI's taxonomy places the organism in Eukaryota, Metazoa, Chordata, Testudines, Testudinidae. The record is from RefSeq and is a predicted model, not a curated record.